CUCGGCCAUAAAAUGACCACAAGAAGAGAGGAAAACAGAAAGAAGGAGGAAAAAGAAGCACCUCAACCACGAUGACGCAGCUGGAUCCCACGUUCCGCAGCUACGACUGCGCCCAGGCGGCGCGGUAUGCAAAAGCUCGCCUCUCGUAUCCCGCUGAACUGUACCAGGUCGUGCUUGACCACCACCAGGCGACGGGCGGGCAGUUCGACACGGUGCUGGACGUCGGCUGUGGUCCUGGCAACGCGACGAGGGACCUGGCGCUGUCGUUCGAUAAGGCGAUAGGCGUCGACCCAGGCGAGCAGAUGAUAGAGGCUGCGAAGGAGCUGGGGGGCACCACGCAGACGGGCAGUCCGAUCCGGUUCCAUGUUGCGUCGGCGGAGGACCUGGCUAGAGAUACUACUAGUAUCUGGGAUAUACAAGGCGGAGUGGACUUGUUGACAGCUGCGAUGGCCGCCCACUGGUUCAACAUGCCGGAAUUCUGGAGGGCCGCGGAACGAGUCGUCAAACCGGGAGGGACGGUCGUGCUAUGGACGCAAGCGUCUCUUUAUUGUCACCCAUCUACUCCCAACGCGGACAAGGUGCAGGAAGCCCUGUCACACCUUGAAGACGUUGUACUCAAGCCAUAUGUGCUUCCUUCAAACCAGCUCUCGCACGAUCUCUACGAUAGCCUCCCUCUACCGUGGACCGUGGAGCCUGUCGUGUCCGCAUUCAAGGAGUCGGACUUUGUGCGCCGGGAAUGGGACCGGGACGGGAUACUUACGAACGGACAGGACUAUGCCUUUGGCAGCGACGAAACGUCCAUCAGCAGACUAGAGAGGGGGCUUGGAACAGCCAGCAUGGUCACCCGAUGGAGAGAGGCUCACCCCGAGCUGGCCAACACGGAUCAAGACUGCGUGGCUGUGACGAUGAGACAGGUGCGCGAAGCCCUGGGGAAUACAGAGGCAGAUGCGACCUUCCGAACUGGCCAAGCUACAGUCAUUCUUCUUUUCAAGAGGCAAUAGCUACUAGUGAUCUAGUAAGCAUGGUUUCACAUACCGGCAGGCAGUGUAGACAGCUUCACUAGAUCUUACCGAAUUCCUGCUUAACAAAACCUCUCCGUCGGUAUCAAAAUCCAAACUGCAGGAUAUGUCCGUUUGCAGUUUGUUACAGGUCUGGCCGUCGGGCACGCUUGCUUUUCCGCCUUGAUACUGUCUCGCAUAUACUUGACUCUCUAGAUAUCUAGCCCAGGAGAUGGAUUUUAAAUCCAGAUCAUUCAGAGAGUCUCAUAUCAUCUUUUCAGAGCACGG
This is a messenger RNA of Penicilliopsis zonata CBS 506.65, 1286 nucleotides long. RefSeq lists its product as hypothetical. The transcript is spliced from 3 exons. Gene Ontology annotation, molecular function: S-adenosylmethionine-dependent methyltransferase activity. The coding region runs from base 72 to 1001 and encodes 309 amino acids. Lineage: Eukaryota; Fungi; Ascomycota; Eurotiomycetes; Eurotiales; Aspergillaceae. The record is from RefSeq and is a predicted model, not a curated record.